Molecule: messenger RNA, 1646 nt
Organism: Paramisgurnus dabryanus
Lineage: Eukaryota; Metazoa; Chordata; Actinopteri; Cypriniformes; Cobitidae
Gene: foxi3a
Product: forkhead box I3a
Biological process (GO): regulation of transcription by RNA polymerase II; cell differentiation; anatomical structure morphogenesis
Molecular function (GO): DNA-binding transcription factor activity, RNA polymerase II-specific; RNA polymerase II cis-regulatory region sequence-specific DNA binding
Source: RefSeq, a predicted model, not a curated record
CAAUCAGAGCACAGAGGGUGCUGCAAAACUUGUAUAAAUAGUUCAGGUGAGACAGGUGUCGCACCUGACUAAUCUACCUGUGUCAGACAUAGACACAGCACAACUGAAGAGCACCGUUGGAGCAACAGAGCACAGAACCAAAAAAACAGAGACCAUGACGUCAUUUGUACCCCAAGCCCUUUCACCCCAGUUUCACAACAUGGGGCAGGAAUCCCAGGAGUACAGUCUGUACAGUGACAGCUUCUACAACGCUCAACAAUUACCCAGUCCACAGCCAACUCUGCCGUCCGCUUAUGAUUUCGGAGACUAUGCCAGCCCAGCCUCCAACCCGUACCUGUGGUUUAACGGACCUGGGCUCACUUCAGCUCCUUGUCUUGGUGGAGGAGCUCAGCACUACAAUAUGACAAGGCCUUAUUUGGCCACAGGAGGACUUGGAGGGACCGACAGUGGCUUUAGCUGGUUUUCUAUGCCUUCGCAAGAAGACCUGAUGAAACUAGUCAGGCCUCCCUAUUCGUACUCAGCACUUAUUGCAAUGGCAAUCCACGGAGCCCCGAACCGUCGUCUCACCCUUAAUCAAAUCUACCAGUAUGUUGCCGACAAUUUCCCCUUUUACAACAAGAGCAAAGCUAGCUGGCAGAACUCAAUCCGGCAUAACCUCUCGCUCAACGACUGCUUCAUGAAGGUGGCCAGAGAUGACAGUGAUCCAGGCAAAGGUAACUACUGGACCCUCGACCCAAAUUGUGAAAAAAUGUUCGAUAACGGCAACUUCCGUCGCAAGAGAAAGAGAAAGUCAGAUUCUCUGGCUGAAGAGGAAGGGAAGAGCUUUUCAGGAACAGACUCCGCACUGAACAGCCCAAAAGACGAUACACCAGAAAGAGGAAACUCUCCAGUCUCCACAAGCUCAACUCCAUGUCUCAAUGGUUUCCUAACUCAUAUGGGAGACGUGGCUUCAGGACCCAGUAAUGUCGGCAGAGAGGCUCUACUCCCGUCUUCUCUGCCUUUGCCUGUGGAUGGAAGCCACGGAGCUUCUCCAACAGGGGUCUACGGCUCGUUCUCGCCGAGCGCUACCGUGCCACAAUGGGACACCCACAUCCCUCUUCAAUCCAACAUCUCCUCCUCCUCACCCACUCAGUACACAGAUAGCUAUAGUAACUCGAUUCUCAACCAGUUCACCAACCAGGCCUAUCCCGUGCUGGGCUCCACUGACUUGCUGUAUCCACGGGAGGGAACGGAGGUGUAGCACACAAAAAAAUCUGGUGGACACAAGGCAUUGUGCUGUCGGGCAUGUCCUGUGGGUGCAGGCACUUGGGGGGGCCAAAUUCCCACAGCGGUAUCUGAGUCAGCAGAUCAGAGUAGAUAUGGAGGAGGUUACCCUCCUAUAUGGAGGCUCUCGGGACUCACUCACUGACUUUUGACUUUCUUGGUGCAGCUAAAAAACAACUCCCAAUCUCAUUUUGUUGUGUGUUGUUUGCAAAACAUUUCGAUUUUGUCUCAAGUGUCUGUUUUCAAUGCAACAUACAGAAAUGCACUGAUUUGUAAUAAGUAUGAAUUUGUAUCUUUUUGUCCAUUUGUUUAAUAUUUUGUAUUUGUGCUUUAUAUGUUUUGUGACUGUAAUAUAUAAUGUAUUUGGCAAAAUAAACCUGCAU